Messenger RNA from Closterium sp. Yama58-4, 708 nucleotides. NCBI's taxonomy places the organism in Eukaryota, Viridiplantae, Streptophyta, Zygnematophyceae, Desmidiales, Closteriaceae. The record is from the annotation of a GenBank genome assembly.
AUGGCGUCUGCAGCUCGUGUGCUUUCGACCGCGCAUUAUUGCACGGCGAUCCCCUCUACCGUUCAGCCAGCUUUUGAGUCGACUCGACAGUCGACCGUUCAACGUCCGCUUCUACGGGUUCCGUUAUUCGCGAAUCGUUCGGCAGCUGUUACCCCCUCCUCGCCGUCGCGACGUCGAGGGCUGUCAUUCAAAUCGCUGACCGUCCGAUCACUGAUCCAACGGCAUCGUGACGUCGCGAGCGAAGCCGAUAACCAGCAAGCGCCGUCCAAAUCCCUCUCGAUAAUCACCGCCGCGACUGCCGCCGCUUUUUCUGCUUCUCUUUUCCUUGCGCCGACGGCGUCUGCGGUGUCACUCGAGGGCUUUGCGUCGGUAGCGCAAAGCUCGGCGGUGAUUGCGGAGAUUUCGCCGGAUGCGGCGUCAGCAGUGGGUGCCGUAUUGGGCCCGCUUUUCGCGGCGCUUAACUUCCUCUUCAUACUCCGCAUCGUCAUGUCGUGGUAUCCCCAGCUCCCAGUGUCGGAGUUCCCAUUCGUAAUCGCCUAUGCACCCACGGAGCCCAUUCUCCGCAUCACCAGAGCCAUCAUCCAGCCCAUCGGGGGGGUCGAUAUCGCCCCCAUCGUGUGGCUGGCACUCAUCAGCUUCCUGAACGAGAUCCUGCUGGGGCAGCAGGGGUUGCUUGUGCUUAUAGCGAAUCAGGAGUCGCUCUUGUGA